Colius striatus (speckled mousebird) is the source of this 5238-nucleotide messenger RNA. RefSeq names its product myosin VI (gene MYO6). Lineage: Eukaryota; Metazoa; Chordata; Aves; Coliiformes; Coliidae. The transcript is spliced from 33 exons. The coding region runs from base 107 to 3895 and encodes 1262 amino acids. Gene Ontology annotation, molecular function: microfilament motor activity; ATP binding; actin filament binding. Gene Ontology annotation, biological process: endocytosis; vesicle transport along actin filament; actin filament organization. The record is from RefSeq and is a predicted model, not a curated record. Gene Ontology annotation, cellular component: endocytic vesicle; cytoplasm; ruffle.
GGCAGCCGUGCCGGACCGGGCUGUGCCGUGCCGGGCGGCGGGGGGCGGCGCAGAGCAGCACAGCAACGGCAGCAGCAGCAGCAGGAAAUACUGGAUAGAUCCCACAAUGGAGGACGGGAAGCCCGUUUGGGCUCCACACCCAACUGAUGGGUUUCAAAUGGGAAUGAUUGUGGACAUUGGCACUGACAACUUAACUAUUGAACCUUUGAAUCAGAAAGGCAAGACUUUUCAGGCUGCAAUCAAUCAAGUGUUUCCUGCGGAAGAGGACAGCAAAAAGGAUGUAGAAGAUAAUUGUUCCCUUAUGUAUUUGAAUGAGGCCACUCUCCUUCACAAUAUCAAAGUUCGGUACAGUAAGGACAGAAUUUAUACCUAUGUAGCCAACAUUCUUAUUGCAGUGAAUCCAUAUUUUGAUAUACCGAAGUUUUAUUCUUCAGAUACUAUUAAAAAGUACCAGGGUAGAUCGCUUGGAACACUGCCACCACAUGUGUUUGCUAUUGCUGACAAAGCAUUCCGUGACAUGAAAGUGCUCAAGAUGAGUCAGUCCAUCAUAGUGUCUGGAGAAUCGGGAGCUGGCAAGACAGAAAACACUAAAUUUGUUUUGAGAUAUUUGACAGAAUCCUACGGUUCUGGCCAAGAUAUCGAUGAUAGAAUUGUAGAAGCAAAUCCUCUAUUAGAAGCCUUUGGAAACGCAAAGACUGUUCGCAACAACAACAGCAGUCGUUUUGGAAAAUUUGUUGAAAUUCACUUCAAUGAGAAGAACUCGGUGGUUGGUGGAUUUGUAUCACAUUACCUUCUGGAGAAAUCUAGGAUCUGUGUGCAAGGCAAAGAAGAGAGGAAUUAUCAUAUCUUUUACAGGCUUUGUGCUGGUGCUCCAGAAGACAUUAGAGAAAAACUAUAUCUUAGCUCUCCUGACAACUUUAGGUAUUUAAAUCGAGGAUGUACCAGAUACUUUGCUAACAAAGAAACAGACAAGCAGAUUUUGCAAAAUCGCAAGAGUCCUGAGUAUCUCAAAGCAGGUUCAUUGAAGGAUCCACUCUUAGACGAUCUUGGAGAUUUCAACAGAAUGUGCACAGCAAUGAAAAAGAUUGGACUAGAUGAUGCAGAAAAACUUGAUCUUUUUAGAGUAGUGGCUGGCGUCCUUCACCUUGGGAAUAUUGAUUUUGAGGAAGCUGGGAGCACUUCAGGCGGCUGCACGCUGAAGGCUCGGAGCCAGCCGGCGCUGGAGUGCUGCGCGGCGCUGCUGGGGCUGGACCAGGAGGACCUGCGCGGCAGCCUCACCACGCGCGUCAUGCUCACCACGGCAGGGGGCGCCAAAGGAACGGUCAUCAAGGUGCCCUUGAAAGUGGAACAAGCAAACAACGCUCGUGAUGCCUUGGCUAAAACAGUGUAUAGUCAUCUGUUUGACCAUGUAGUAAACAGAGUAAACCAAUGUUUUCCGUUUGAGACUUCUUCCUUCUUCAUUGGAGUUCUAGAUAUAGCUGGUUUUGAAUACUUUGAACACAACAGCUUUGAACAGUUCUGUAUUAACUACUGCAAUGAAAAACUGCAGCAGUUUUUUAAUGAAAGGAUUCUGAAAGAGGAACAAGAGCUUUACCAGAAGGAAGGCCUGGGGGUUAAUGAAGUGCGCUAUGUAGAUAAUCAGGACUGCAUAGAUUUGAUUGAAGCAAAAUUAAUAGGUGUACUGGAUAUUUUGGAUGAAGAAAAUCGUCUUCCCCAACCAAGCGACCAGCAUUUCACUUCAGUUGUACACCAAAAACACAAGGAACAUUUCAGACUUUCUAUUCCUAGAAAAUCUAAAUUGGCUGUUCACAGAAAUAUCAGAGAUGAUGAAGGCUUUAUUAUCCGACACUUUGCAGGAGCAGUCUGCUAUGAGACGAUGCAAUUUGUGGAAAAAAACAAUGAUGCUUUACACAUGUCCCUUGAAUCUCUUAUAUGUGAAUCCAAGGACAAGUUUGUUCGCCAGCUGUUUGAAUCUAACACUAACAACAACAAGGACUCCAAACAAAAAGCUGGGAAACUUAAUUUCAUCAGUGUGGGAAACAAAUUCAAGACUCAGUUAAAUUUACUUCUUGAGAAGCUUCACAGCACUGGGUCCAGCUUUAUUCGCUGUAUCAAACCUAAUUUAAAGAUGACAAAUCACCAUUUUGAAGGAGGACAGAUUCUCUCUCAGCUUCAGUGUUCAGGAAUGGUGUCAGUUCUGGAUUUGAUGCAAGGUGGUUUCCCUUCACGAGCUUCAUUUCAUGAACUGUAUAAUAUGUAUAAGAAAUACUUGCCUGACAAAUUAGCUCGACUGGAUCCUAGGCUAUUUUGCAAGGCAUUAUUUAAAGCCUUGGGACUGAAUGAAAAUGAUUACAAAUUUGGGCUAACCAAGGUGUUUUUUAGACCCGGCAAGUUUGCAGAGUUUGAUCAGAUAAUGAAGUCUGACCCAGAUCACUUAGCAGAACUAGUUAAAAGAGUAAAUCGCUGGCUUAUCUGCAGUCGUUGGAAAAAAGUUCAAUGGUGUUCUCUCUCAGUGAUUAAAUUGAAAAAUAAGAUAAAAUAUCGAGCCGGUGCCUGCAUUAAAAUACAAAAGACUGUUCGUAUGUGGCUUUGCAAGAGAAAGCACAAACCACGGAUUGAUGGCCUGAUAAAAGUUCGUACACUGAAGAUGAGACUUGAUAAAUUUAAUGAAGUAGUAAGUGCUCUGAAGGAGGGGAAGGCAGAAACAAGCAAGCAGGUUAAGGAGCUGGAGCGUUCUAUUGAUGCUUUAAUGACCAAAAUUAAGACCACUAUAAUGACUAGGGAACAGAUACAGAAAGAAUAUGAUGCACUAGUUAGAAGCUCAGAGCAGCUUCUGAGUGCACUGCAAAAGAAGAAGCAACAAGAGGAGGAAGCGGAGAGGCUACGACGCAUCCAGGAGGAAAUGGAAAAAGAAAGAAAGAGACGUGAAGAGGAAGAACAACGCCGAAGGAAGGAAGAAGAGGAAAGACGCCUGAAAUCUGAGAUUGAGGCAAAGAGAAAACAGGAAGAAGAAGAGAGGAAAAAGAGGGAAGAGGAAGAGAAGCAUAUUCAGGCUGAAAUUGAGGCUCAGCUUGCUAGAGAACGAGAAGAGGAAACCCAGCACCAGGCAGUGCUUGAACAGGAACGUCGUGAUCAUGAACUUGCCAUGAGAAUUGCCCAGAGUGAGGCAGAACUGAUCAGUGAUGAGGCUCAGCUUGAUUUAGGAUUGCGCAGGGGUCCUGCAGUUCAAGCCACAAAAGCUGCCGCUGGCACUAAGAAGCAUGAUCUCAGUAAGUGGAAAUAUGCAGAGCUUCGUGAUACAAUCAAUACAUCCUGUGAUAUUGAACUGUUGGCAGCUUGCAGAGAAGAGUUUCAUAGAAGGCUAAAGGUCUAUCAUGCUUGGAAAUCCAAGAAUAAGAAACGCAAUGCGGAAACAGAACGGCGUGCUCCCAAAUCAGUCACAGACUAUGAUUUUGCACCAUUUCUGAGCAACUCACCUCAACAGAACCCAACAGCCCAGCUACCAAUGAAACAGCAAGAGAUUGACAUAAACAGAGAACAGCGUUACUUCCGCAUUCCCUUCAUCCGUCCAGCAGACCAGUACAAAGAUCCCCAGAACAAGAAGAAGGGUUGGUGGUAUGCACAUUUUGAUGGGCUCUGGAUUGCUCGGCAAAUGGAACUUCAUCCUGACAAGGCACCCAUUCUCCUUGUAGCGGGUAAGGAUGAUAUUGAUAUGUGUGAGCUUAAUCUCGAGGAGACUGGCUUAACUCGAAAGCGAGGCGCUGAAAUUUUGCCGAGACAGUUUGAAGAAAUUUGGGAGCGAUGUGGAGGUAUCCAGUACCUUCAAAAUGCAAUUGCAAGCCAACAAGCUCGUCCUACAUAUGCUACAGCUAUGUUGCAGAACCUACUGAAAUAAGCGGUCUUUUUGCACAGCGACGUUCGAGAUGGGAACCUUUGCCCGUGCUACAAAGGGAAGAGUUCUUCUUUUCAACGGAGGACGUAAACGUUCUAUGAUCACAUUAGAGAUGUUUAAUAUAAAGUGAACAGAUUUUCUUAAUCAUGUGGUUUGUUAAUUUGUACGUUAUGAUGUUUAAAUUGUGUAGUGAACUUCACUAGGUGUGAGGACCUUGAAGAAGCUUCAUUGUAGUUUGUUGCAUUUUGUUUAUAUGUUGCAUUUUCUUUACCAGUCUCUGUUAUAACUCUUAACACUUCUAAGCAAUCUCUCAGUACUUGGGUACACAUGACAAAGAACUGCAUUGCAACCACCUUUUUGUAACAUUCCCUCUUUAAAACAAUGACUAGGUGGCUUCAGGUGGUGACACAGUAAAGAGCAGAUCCUGUUUCUAAUAACUGGAAUUGUGAGGCCUUAGCUUUGACUUCUGUUCCGGAGAAGUUGGAGUAUACUUUUAUGUAAUCUCAGACAUUUUAUGUCCUGAUUUGAAAAUUGGUUAGUGUCUGUAUUUACUGACUUUUUCAGAAGCUGAUGGGAAAUCUACCUAAACUGACGAUGCAUAAAUUCCUAUUUAAUGCAUUCUCUGUCUUGGUUUAAGAUAAAUGGUUUUCUGUGCAUUCUGCAAAGAGUUCAUGUAUUGUGUAAUACUCAAAGAAUGUAGUAUUCAUUAGGGCUUAUACCACUUCUCUCUUAGUUUCUUUUUCUUUUUUUCUAUUUAAGUAUGAAUUUAUUUGGAAUUUUGUUCCUCUGACCAAAUUUCCAUUAGGAAUUCUUGGAGAAUUUGUUUAUCCAGGUAGUGCAAUCUCAAGAUAUUAUGCUAAAUUGUCCAGGACUUUAUCUGGAGGCAUAUAUGGAUAAGGAUAGCAUAAGGGAAAUCUCUUGAGCUUUUUAGUGGCAGUGUAACUUAACUGAGUAUUGAGGCCUGAACCUCAGACAUCCUGUUAAUUUUAAUUGUAACAAGAUUCACAAGGUCUGUACCUUCUGAUAGAUUGUACAAAAAUUUGUUUCGGUUACAUAAUGUGUCAUCUUAAUACUAUGUGCUGGUGAAAUAGCUACAGUUUUUAGUAUACUGGAAUAUCAUAGUGAUUCAGAGCUUUGUCUUAAUCUCUUCUGUCAAGCUCCAUAGCUUGUAACAGUUCCCUUAUUAAACGUUUUUUUUUGGGAGUUCUUUGUGGGUGGGAAUUACUAAUUUCAUACAGUUUUAGGAUGCAUCUUGCUCACUUCUGUGAACAUUGUUUCACCAUGCUGGCCAUUAUUGCAACAAAUUAAACUUGGUUAUUUAUUAUCUCUUCGAUAGGAAUUUGAAA